This is a messenger RNA of Gymnogyps californianus (California condor), 1532 nucleotides long. RefSeq names its product MOB kinase activator 1A (gene MOB1A). The transcript is spliced from 7 exons. The coding region runs from base 87 to 863 and encodes 258 amino acids. Gene Ontology annotation, biological process: hippo signaling; positive regulation of protein phosphorylation. Gene Ontology annotation, cellular component: nucleus; cytoplasm. NCBI's taxonomy places the organism in Eukaryota, Metazoa, Chordata, Aves, Accipitriformes, Cathartidae. Gene Ontology annotation, molecular function: protein kinase activator activity. The record is from RefSeq and is a predicted model, not a curated record.
CUUGGCAAAACCUGGGGGCAAGCCGGGCGCUCCUAGCUCCCAGUGCUCCCAGAGUCCCCAGCUGCGGGCAAUCCCGGCACAGCGGGAUGGAAAACCGGAUCCCGCACUCGAGCAGGCGCCAUCCGUCAGUAUCCAUCAAUGAUCCCGUGUGGCAUCUGCCGGCCCACGGCACCGGAUCGGGUCGGGACGGGUGUGAACAAUGCUCCCCGGUAUCGCGGAGAAGAAAUGGGAGUCGAUCUUCGAAAACAUUCAAACCCAAGAAGAACAUUCCCGAAGGCUCCCAUCAGUAUGAACUCUUGAAACAUGCGGAAGCGACUCUGGGGAGCGGUAACCUUAGACAAGCGGUUAUGUUGCCGGAGGGAGAGGACCUUAACGAGUGGAUCGCCGUUAACACGGUGGAUUUCUUCAACCAAAUCAACAUGCUGUACGGGACCAUUACGGAGUUCUGCACGGAGGCGAGCUGCCCGGUCAUGUCCGCAGGACCAAGGUACGAGUACCACUGGGCGGACGGCACCAACAUAAAGAAGCCGAUCAAGUGCUCAGCUCCGAAGUACAUCGAUUACUUGAUGACGUGGGUGCAGGACCAGCUGGACGACGAAACGCUCUUCCCUUCAAAGAUCGGCGUCCCUUUUCCCAAGAACUUCAUGUCGGUGGCCAAGACGAUCCUGAAGCGGCUGUUCCGCGUGUACGCCCACAUCUACCACCAGCACUUCGAUUCCGUCAUGCGGCUGCAGGAGGAGGCCCACCUCAACACCUCCUUCAAGCACUUUAUCUUCUUCGUGCAGGAAUUCAACUUGAUUGACAGGCGAGAGUUGGCUCCUCUGCAGGAACUGAUUGAGAAGCUGGGCUCCAAGGACAGAUAGACUUUCCCCGGGAGGACCCUUUCGGCCGCUCCUUUCCGCUUUGUACGCCAGCCACUUCUACGCUUCGCCUUCAGCGACGCAAGCCCGAGCUGCCAGACAGUGCUCCGACUGCCAUCGGUCUCAGAGGCCAAGCAUCGCUUCUACUGUGCCGCAGCCUGUGGUGGUGGUGGUCUAAAAGUCGUGGGCUGCGCUGUGCUGACUUGCCCUGUGUAGCCCACUCGGUUUUCUAGGCUGUGUGCUCGAGUCUGGCAAGAACUGCAGUCUGGUUGAGGACGGGACUCGUGAUUCAGAGCAGGUUUAAGUUUCCUGCGGCCACGGGGUGAAGUUUGAGUGCUGCGCUGCUGCUUUCUACUCUCGGGGGCAAAGUUUUCCUCUGGACCCCACAGACACAGCGCUUGGCCUGCGAGCGACCCGACCGAGCCCAGGGCAAGAGCAGAGGGGCUCAGCUUAUUUUUGGAAGUGCUUUUUUGUGGAUAACCGGUGCACUUGAGCCUUCAAGCUCCCCUGGGUGGUGGCAGCGGCAGGAACAAAGUGCCUGGCCCAAGGCGGGGAGCCAGUCCCUGCCUGGGCUGGAAGAGCAGCUCUCUGGUGUGUGCAGAGGACGAGGGACCCUCCCUACUGUGGUGUGGCAAGGCAAUAAUAAAGUUUCUCCUUCCUGCUCUUCUUUCA